AUGCCUUGGCAGGACAGCAACGGCCAGCCGCAGCGGCACUCCGGCCAGCUGCACCGAGCACCGCGUCUUCUGUGCACGGUUCUUCCUUCCCGUCCUUGCAGAGCUGCGCUCAGAAACCCGCAGAACGAAGAACGCAAUUCGCACUGUCUUACUGUCCGGCCCCAUCUGCUCAUUGCUCACGCCUGGGCCAACAGUAACACCCCACCAGUGAUGCACUAA
Messenger RNA from Sporothrix schenckii 1099-18, 219 nucleotides. RefSeq lists its product as uncharacterized. The record is from RefSeq and is a predicted model, not a curated record. The coding region runs from base 1 to 219 and encodes 72 amino acids. Lineage: Eukaryota; Fungi; Ascomycota; Sordariomycetes; Ophiostomatales; Ophiostomataceae. The transcript has a single exon.